UGCACAGUGUUUGAGGUCUGAGGCAACAGCAAAGAAAGACUUGUAACACAGAGCUGUGCCUUAGGGUCUUUUAAACUUUGCAUUAAAGGGAGCACCAACGAAUUAGUACAGAGUAAAGCUGAAGAUUUAGAUUAACAAACAAAAAAUAUAUAAAACUGUGGAACAAUAUAAAAGCUGGGAUACUUCUUGGAUUAACUUCUGGAUCCUUACUGACAAGACUUGAGAGCUGAAAUCAGGAUGGCUGUGAUCCUUUGGCCGAUGGUUCUCGCUCUGCUAAUACAGGGCAGUUUGUGCAGCCUUGAAAAGACAACGGUCGGCUGCAAGAAGUGGCAACCAAACGGAGACAAUGUUUGCUGUGAGGAAUGUCAUGCUGGGAAUCGCCUGGUCAAGGAAUGUGGUCCACUUCCAGCGAACCUCUGUAAACCAUGUGAAGCUGGGAGCUUUACAGUGAAUGCAAAGGAUUAUAGAUGCAGCAGGUGUACACUAUGUGUUGGUGUUCAAGUCCAACUGGAAAGCUGCACAGCCACAAGUAACACGAAGUGUGGCUGUAAAGAAGGCUAUGUCUGUGGAAAUGACCACUGCUCCUUCUGUACAGAGAAAUGUGACAAAGGCCAAGAGCCCACAAGUGAUCGUUCUUGCAGACCAUGCCCUAAUGGAACUUACAAUGACAAAGGUCACCAGAAGUGUAAACCCUGGAGUAACAAGUGUCCCAGUCCAGAUCAGGUGAUUGUGGCCAAAGGAAAUGCAACAUCUGACAUUCUAUGUGUGUCACACCUUCCUGUGACCCAUUCAAAGAAACCGAAUGAUGCAGAUCAAGCAUUGCCAUUCGUUAUACCUCUGAUCAUCGGCACGGUUCUGAUGGCCUCUUUCUUCAUUAUCAUCAUCAUUAUGGCUUUGAGAUUCAACAAGAAAGAAAAGAAGCCAGAAAAUCCAGACUCGAAAACACCCAUAAUUAGACCACCUACAGAUGAUCCCAGGACAUUAAUAGCGGUUGAGUGCAGUUUUAACGAAGCUCAGCAAGAACAGGGCAGCAGCACAGAGUCGCUGAUCUCCAAGGGGCCGGCAGGGCAGCUCAUCGUGUGAAUGAAAGGAGGCUGGAGAGCCAUGACGGAUUGAAGUGACUGUUGAAAUUUUGUUGAAUUCUUGUUUAAAAAACAGAAUCUUGAAUGGAAUUCAUCUUUGUGAUACUUAGCCAGAGGUUUGAAAGAUUUCACUCUUGCAUACAUUUUCUUGCUUCUUAUAGAAGGAAACACAACAGCUGUGUUCAAUCAGCUGCCUUUUAUGCAUCAAACCUACAAGUUAGUACAACAUCAGGUAACAUUUUGCUUAGUAUUCACACCAGGAUACAACUACAAAAGUCCUGUAAAGACAGAAGGGAUGAAAGGGAUUUCAGAAAGGGAAACUAAAGAGGACUCAAAAGCACCAGCUGUGUUUUCCCCUUUGUAAACUUAGAAACCAAACCAUGUUUUUUAAAUAAUGUACUUGUUAUCACUGUUAAAAAAAAAGGCCAGUUGAGUGAGUGGACUAUGAUGUGACAGAGUAUGAAUGAGUUUCUUGUUCUGAUAUUUGCAUGUCUGUGCUGAAAAGCAGCUGAGUGUUGGUAAUUUUGAAAGUACAGUACAGGUGAGUGUUCAGCUGUCCAGGCAGCUUUUAAUUGUUCCUAAUUCUGAACCCACACAUGUCUCCAAAUGUAAUCAGCUUUCAUUUUGACUCUAAUGAUCGACCUAGUUAACUUCAGAAUUUGUAGAUAUUCUGUAGAGUGAUGUACUAUAUUAUGUAAGCACAACCAAACUAGAAAAAUGUCAUUUCCAUUUUCAUUAUCAUCUUUUAUUCAAACAGGUUCUCGGGGGAGUCAUAGUCGCAUAUUUCUGUGGCUUCCGCUCCCUGUGAUUAAUUGCGAAAGUAGUAAGUCUGUCAGUAGUUGUAAAUAUUUUCAUACCAAGGGCAGCUUGACAUUUAGUCUCUUUCACUGUACUUAACGUUACUGUAACAGGAAUUAUAUGGACUUUCCUGCUAUUAGUUCAUUUGUCAUGAAAAAUUCCAAAGGGGUUUUCCCUUUUUGUUAAUAAAUAAUCCAGCAAUACAAUUUAAAGCAGGGAGAGCCUACAGAUAGCACAAUACUUACAGUGCCAGUAUAAUGCAGAAAUAAAAAUCUAGUUCAGCUUCAGUGAACCACUGCUUCACAAGUCAAGACUUGCCAUAUGUGCAAGGAUUAGCAAGCUAUGAGUGUUCAAAGAACUGUUAUGACAAGCACAUUGCUAAUAGAUUUUAAUAGUUCCCACCUCACGUGUCAUGUGAAAUUGUCUGAUUACUUAUGACACAUGAUAAAUAUGACGGACAAAAGUUAUCAAAAUGAGGCUCAAAGGUGUGGAAAUCCCCUGCCAGGCCUGUGUUCUGUGAAACUUUUCUCCUUUAACACAGCAAGGUGGGCAGCAAGACCGUGUUUUUUUCUUUUAUUGUAAAGCUGUAUGUCUUCUGAACUGUAGCAGGCGUGUUUCUUCACUUGAUGGAAAGUUUAAUUUGCUGUGUAGGCUUUUAAAGGUGAAAAUGUUAACCCACAUCUAGAGAGUUGCAUCAGUUCACUUGAUACCUAUGAGUCACAAGUCAGCAAUGAUGUCUGUUUGAAAGGUGUCAAAGUUUACAGGUGUUGUCUGGAGAAGAGUUACCAUAUUACAGCCAAAUGUAGCACUUUAUUUCAUCUUAUGUCUACCACUUUAAUACUGAAUGCACUUGUGGUUUGAAGACACCUUUCUGCCUUACAGUUACUUUAAAGACUUAUUUUUAUAAAGGUUAUUGACUCUUGAAAGCAGACAUUUGAUACUGUACUGUUGUAACACCCAAUAAAAUAUUAUUUUUUU
This is a messenger RNA of Melanotaenia boesemani (Boeseman's rainbowfish), 2858 nucleotides long. It is a transcript of the gene tnfrsf9a, whose product is annotated as tumor necrosis factor receptor superfamily, member 9a. The record is from RefSeq and is a predicted model, not a curated record. The coding region runs from base 238 to 1083 and encodes 281 amino acids. Gene Ontology annotation, molecular function: cytokine binding; signaling receptor activity. Gene Ontology annotation, biological process: regulation of cell population proliferation. Gene Ontology annotation, cellular component: external side of plasma membrane. The transcript has 7 exons. Lineage: Eukaryota; Metazoa; Chordata; Actinopteri; Atheriniformes; Melanotaeniidae.